UUUGGUGACUCGUUUCGUCGCAGGAAACUGACGUCACUGAGUGAGAUUUUUGUAGAGGCGGGUUAGAAGCUUCUGGAAGAGUCUCCCUGUGAACUGAGGCUGUGAGGAUUCAAACUACUUUCUUCAUACAAGGUUAUCCGUCAAAGACAAACAUGGUGAAGGAAACGGGCUUCUAUGACACAUUGGGUGUGAAACCUAAUGCGACUCCCGACGAACUGAAAAGGGCGUAUCGCAAACUAGCUUUGAAAUAUCACCCGGACAAAAAUCCCACGGAAGGAGACAAGUUCAAGCAGAUCUCACAGGCAUACGAGGUUUUGUCAGAUGCCAAGAAGAGAGAGGUUUAUGACCGUGGAGGCGAAAAGGCUAUAAAAGAAGGAGGGACUGGUGGAGGUGGUGGUGGGAGCUUUGCAUCGCCAAUGGACAUCUUUGACUUGUUUUUUGGUGGAGGUAGUCGGAUGCACCGAGAGCGAAAAGGGAAGAACAUUGUUCAUCAGAUUUCAGUGACGCUGGAAGAUCUUUAUAAUGGAGGUACAAGAAAACUUGCUCUCCAGAAGAACACUAUUUGUGAGAGAUGUGAAGGUCGUGGGAGUCGGAAAGGAGCUGCACAGAUGUGCAUGUCUUGCCACGGCACAGGCAUGCAGGUCCGCAUGCACCAACUAUUACCAGGUAUGGUGCAGCAAGUGUCCACAGUGUGCCACAACUGUCAGGGCCAAGGACAGAGAAUCAGCCACAAGGAUCGCUGCAAAGCAUGCGUGGGUCGAAAGAUCCUGCGCCAGAAGAAGGUUUUGGAGGUCCAUAUUGACAAAGGAAUGAGAGAUGGCCAGAAGAUCGUUUUCCAUGGAGAGGGAGACCAGGAGCCCGGAAUCGAGCCGGGGGACAUCAUCAUUGUCUUGGACCAGCGAGAACAUUCACGCUUCACCAGGAAAGGAGAAGACCUGAUCAUAUCAAUUGAGUUACAGCUGGUUGAGGCUUUGUGUGGCUUCAAGAAGCCUGUUCAGACACUGGACAACAGAACUCUCCUCAUCACCUCGCACCCAGGGGAAUUAAUCAAGCCUGGAGACACGAAGUGCAUCUUGAAUGAAGGGAUGCCCAUGUAUCGCAGACCGUUUGAGAAGGGGCGCCUUAUUAUUAACUUCACGGUGGUGUUUCCACAAGCCAACUUCCUUUCCAAGGACAAGCUAAAGGAUCUGGAGCGCUACUUCCCUGAAAAGCUGGAUGCCGAGCAGCCAGACAGUAUGGACGACGACCUCUACAUCUACGCCGACCUGGAGGACUGUGACCUUGAGAACAGAAAAAGAAACAACCAACAGUACUACUACAUGGAUGAAGACGACUAUGCCAGCACUGGUGGUGUUCAGUGCCAGACGUCUUAAAUAACGACUGGCAUGUUCUUAUUCCAGAAGCCCGACCCUCAUCAUCUCUAAAGCAAAGCACCUUUUUUUUUGUUGGAGUUUUUGUGCACUUUUUAUUUAAUUACUUCUCUUAAAGUCGUAACUGUUGAAGUUAAUCUGAAUUCUGUCAAUCUGAAUCAGAAAACAGUGUCCCAACACCCUCUUAAUAUAUUGUUCUAAUACUUUUUGGAUGGAGUAGAGUAUCCUAUGUUUCCAGGAUUAAACUUGGAACCGGGUGAAUGGGAUUCCUCUUCAUCUCUGGGACCUUUUUUGUUUUUUCAAUCACACUGUGAUUAGAGACGAGGGGUAUUACAGAGGCUUCAGAAAAAACCGUUGUCUGAACAAAGACUGCCUGCUUUUUAUGCAUUUACACUAAAACGGAUGCCAAUAUUAAUAUGAAAAUAACUUUUUUUUAUAGUGUUACUAGAUCAGUUGUUGUGAACCAAUUGUUGAUGACUUGUUCAAUCCUGUUGUGUGUGUGUGUGUGUGUGUGUGUGUGUACAGACCCAGUCCUCAGAUGAUGGUUGGGGGGGGGGGGGGGGGGGUUGUGCAUUGAGACUGAGUUGAAACAUUCAUGCUGUUUUACCCUUUAAAGGGCUAUUUUCUAGACAUUCGUUAACAAUCCUGAAAUUGUGGCAAGAAGAUGCGAGUUGGGAGUAAAGGUCAUGAUGAUUUCAUGCAUGGAAGUAUUUAGGUUCAUGCCACUAAUGUAGACUAUUCCAAUUUAUAUUUAAGUUUAGUUUAAUAUUUUAAUAUUUGAGCUGCAAAGAGUUGUCUUUGGUAAUGCCACACGUUUGUUUGUUUGUUUGUUUGUUUGUUUUGGAAACCUUGAGUGGAAAGUAGAACAUCUUGUGCGUAUAAACAAUACAGUUUGAAAUGAGCCAAAUAUGACUGCAUAUUAAUGUCAGGGGUAGGUAUUAAGAAACAGAAGGUCAAAGAUAAGUAAGAAGUCUCUUCAUUUAGAAAACAAACGUCACAGAUCAGAGGGGUUUCCAAGAAGCAGUUGAUCUGGAUAACUUAACUCAAACAUUCAUGUUUAAGAUUGUAUGUGGUUUCGGGCUUUUAAUUGGCAAAAAGUUAUCUCCGAUAACUUGUUAAAACGUCUUCUUAUAACCGCUCCCUAAUGCUUCGAUGGCGAGUGUCGAUGUACAAAACUAGAUUGAGAGAAGGGAUUAAUGUUAAAUAGUUAUUUUAAAGAUCGAAUGUUCUUGAGAUUAUUUCAUGUCAUUUUAAAAUCAUUAAAAAAUGAAUUCAAACCCAAAUCUGGAAUUUAAAUUAGACAUUUUAAUCAAAGUAUGUUGUCCCACAAGAAGUGUCUUUUUGUUUUUUGUUUUUUUUCAUAAUUCUAGUCCUAAUUGUAAAUGCCAAAUGUGUCGUCGGGAGGUUAUGGAGGGACUAAAAGUCUUGAAGUGUCUGUUUUGAAAGCCUUAUCAUAACUUAACUUGAAGCUACUUGAUAAUGUAGGUUUUUUUCUUUUUUCAGUGAUGACUUUGCCUUUGGAUAUUGUAAAACACAACUAUGCUUAUCAGAAGGGAGAUUCCUUAAAUUGUUGAAACCGAUGCAAAUUAAUGAGAACACCCAAUGUCAGGACAACUUGAAUCAAAUAGGUGUUUUCAAGUUCUUAAGUAUGUGUGUGUGUUAGGACCAACGAUCAAGUUGUUUAUGUUCAUGUUUUCUAAUUAAAUGCAGUUUGAUGGUCUCUCUAAAUUGUGGAAUUACUUUGUGUGAGUGAUAUUUACUUUUCAAGCUUUUGCUGUAACCGUGUCCCGAUGAGGGUUUUUGAAGCAAAAACAAAAGCUACCUUUUUUGUUACCCGUCUGCAUUUCAUAGUUAAACUGCAUUUUAUUUUGUACAAAGAUCAUUUUAAUUUUCUUAUGGUUACAUUAUUUGAUUAUAUGAUUUGUUAAUCUUUUUUUUUUAAAGCAAAACUACCAAAUGUAACCCUGGUUCCAGACUCUAAAUGUGAAUAUUUACUGGAUUUCUUAGUGACAGUAAACGGAAUAUCUUUUGAUUUUGGACUGUUAGUUGGACAAAACAACAAUUUGAAAAUGUCACUUUGCCUAAAGUUAAAAUUAUUCUAAUUGAUCGUUUUCCAAUAAAGAGACGAGCAUA
Molecule: messenger RNA, 3503 nt
Organism: Cottoperca gobio
Lineage: Eukaryota; Metazoa; Chordata; Actinopteri; Perciformes; Bovichtidae
Gene: dnaja1
Product: DnaJ heat shock protein family (Hsp40) member A1
Exons: 9
Coding region: 153-1373 (406 amino acids)
Biological process (GO): response to heat; protein folding
Molecular function (GO): Hsp70 protein binding; ATP binding
Source: RefSeq, a predicted model, not a curated record